Molecule: messenger RNA, 717 nt
Organism: Miscanthus lutarioriparius
Lineage: Eukaryota; Viridiplantae; Streptophyta; Magnoliopsida; Poales; Poaceae
Source: the annotation of a GenBank genome assembly
AUGCACGAGCGCCAUCCCAAGACGCUCGCCUGUAACCUCCCCGCGCUCGCCGAGUUCGGCUACCUCAAGGACUUCCCCGAUCUGCUCUACCGCCUCAUCCACGGCGCCGACACGCGCAAGCUCUACAUGGCCAAGGCGGAAACCCAGAAGAUCAGACGCAAGGUCGCGGAGGUCCGCGCCGCCAGGCUGGCCGGAAAGAAGCGCACGCACGGCCAAACCGUUGAGCGAAGCAGCGAGUCGGGAGCCGUGGUUCCUGCGGCGGCGGCGCCUAUGGAGACAGAGGAGGCGGCCGUGGAGAAGAAACCCGAGGCGACGGAUGUGGCGGCCCCGAAGGAGAUCCCCAUGACGAAGGAGGUGCGGAAGGCGGCCAUGCUCGCCGUGCAAUCGCUGGAGACGUACUACGGCAAUGGCGCCUACCGCUUCCUCUUGGACUGCGUCGCCCAGUUCUUCGCCGACCUCCUCGCCUCCGACCUCGAGCAGCUAGCACCCGGUGGCAGGAAGACGAAGAUCGGGCUCGCCGCCAAGUGGUGCCCCACGCCGGGAUCGUCGUUCGACCGGACGACGCUGCUCUGCGAGGCCAUGGCGCGCCGCCUCUUCCCGCGCGACUCCAGCCCCGACUACUCUGACCUGUCAGAGGAGCACUACGCCUACCAGGUGCUCCACCGUCUCCGCCGCGAGGUGCUGGUGCCGUUGCGGAAGGUCCUGGAGCUCCCGUAG